Vicia faba (fava bean) is the source of this 1068-nucleotide messenger RNA. NCBI's taxonomy places the organism in Eukaryota, Viridiplantae, Streptophyta, Magnoliopsida, Fabales, Fabaceae. The record is from the annotation of a GenBank genome assembly.
AUGGCUCCAUUGAAGAUCCAACCGAUUGACAUAGAUUCAGAGAAAGUUACCGGACUUGUUCGAAACGAACCAGUUUCGAAGUGGCGUUUGAGGAGAUUCUUCGCGUUUGAGAAACAGUUUCCGAAGAACAACAACAACAAAGAUGGAGGAGGAGGUGGAGGAGGAGCUGAGUUGGAACCAAGUUCUGUUUGCUUGGCGAAAAUGGUUCAAAGUUUCAUGGAGGAACAACCGCAACCGCAACCUCAACCACCGCCUCUUAGAUGCGGUCGUAACCGCUGUAACUGCUUCAACGCGAGUAGCUCCGACGAGGACGAUUUCGAUCUCAACGGUUUUACACAUGAAUCUGUCACUGAUUCCAAUGACUCGCUCAAGAGCUUGAUUCCCUGUGCAACAGUUGAAGAGUGGAAUUUAUUAGCCGAUGCGACGAAGAUUGUUGAGAAGAAUAGCAAGGUUUACAAAAGGAAAGAAGAUUUGAUUAAGAUAGUUGCAGAAGCACUUUCCUCUCUCGGAUACGAUUCUUCAAUUUGCAAAUCAAAAUGGGAGAAAACCUCUUCUUGUCCUUCUGGUGAAUAUCAAUUCAUCGAUGCGAUUGUGGAAGGUGAAGCACUGAUAAUCGACAUCGAUUUUCGAUCGGAGUUUGAGAUCGCGCGAUCUACCGGAACCUACAAGACGAUCCUUCAAUCGCUACCGUACAUCUUCGUCGGGAAAAAGGAACGGCUGAAGCAGAUCGUGUCCAUCGUUUCAGAGGCGGCGAAGCAAAGUUUGAAGAAGAAAGGUAUGCAUGUUCCGCCGUGGAGGAAGCGCGAUUACAUGCUUGCGAAAUGGAUCUCUCCGUCUGCUGCUAGGUCAAAGCAAGUCGCCGAUACGGUGGCUCAAGAAACACCGACGCAAGAGACGAAUAGUGAAUCUGGUGAACUUGAGCUGAUUUUCGGUGAAGUGAAAGCGUCGCCGGAGGAAGUAGUUACGGUGAGUCCAGCGUGGCAGUUACCGGCGGUGAAACCGAAGAGUGUUGAAAGAGGAACGAAGGUUGUGACCGGAUUAGCCUCUCUGCUCAAGGAGAAACCGUAG